Messenger RNA from Helicoverpa armigera (cotton bollworm), 2386 nucleotides. RefSeq names its product stress-induced-phosphoprotein 1 (gene Stip1). The transcript has 7 exons. Gene Ontology annotation, molecular function: Hsp90 protein binding. Lineage: Eukaryota; Metazoa; Arthropoda; Insecta; Lepidoptera; Noctuidae. The record is from RefSeq and is a predicted model, not a curated record. The coding region runs from base 198 to 1820 and encodes 540 amino acids.
UCUUUAUCGCAUUUUGGCGAGAAUUUUCUCGAAUUUGAAGUGUCAUUUCUAGACUUCGUGUUGCUUGUUUGAACUCGACGAACAAAUUAGUGAAAUAGAAAAGAAAGCAUUGUGAAGCCAGAACCUUAAGUAUUUAGCAAUAAAUAUUUUAUUACAAGUGCGCCUAUUGUUUUACCAGUUGUCAGCAAAAAAUAAUCAUGGAACAGGUAAAUCAGUUAAAGGAGAAGGGUAACGCGGCGUUAUCAUGGGGGAAGUUCGACGAGGCCGUGAAGUACUAUACUGAGGCUAUUGCCUUGGAUCCUCAGAACCACGUUCUGUACAGCAACCGAUCAGCGGCCUACGCCAAAGACGAGAACUACGCCGCAGCCUUAGCUGACGCCGACCAGACCAUCGCCCUCAACCCUACGUGGAGUAAGGGGUAUUCUCGCAAAGGUUCAGCAUUAGCAUACUUGGGGCGUCAUGAUGAGGCCAUUGAAGCUUACGAGAAGGGUCUGGAGUUGGAGCCAGGUAAUGAGCAGCUGGCUUCAGGGCUGGCUGAGGUCAAGAAGCAGGUUGUUGAGCUGAAGCAGAAGACAGAGCAGCUGUUUGAGAAGCUCAGAGCUAACCCACAGACAAAGGAAUGGCUGAACGAUCCGGAAUAUGUCAAAAUGGUUGAAAAAAUAGCACAGAAUCCCUUCGAUGUCAAAAACCUUGGAGCCAAAAUGGAAGACAAACGAGUCCUCACCACAAUCAGCAUCAUGUUCGGUCUAGACCUUCACAUUCCAAUGGACGUAGACCCACCUGCACCGGAAAAAAAGACUGCGGAACCACCUCAGAAGGAAGAACCAGAGAAACCGAAAUACGAUGACCUUCCUGAAAACAGAAGACAGGCAUUAUUAGAAAAAGACCAAGGCAAUGAGUGUUAUAAAAAGAAGGAUCUAGAAAAUGCCUUGAAACAUUACCAAAAGGCCAUGGAACAUGAUCCUACGGAUAUUACGUUUUACACAAACAUGGCCGCCGUGUAUUUUGAACAGAAAGAAUAUGAGAAAUGUAUUAAGGAAUGCGAGAAGGCCAUCGAUAUUGGUAGAGAGAAUAGAGCUGAUUUCAAGUUAAUAGCCAAGGCUUUUACUAGGAUUGGUAAUGCAUAUAAAAAGAUGGAGCAAUGGAAGUUAGCGAAAACAUACUUCGAGAAGUCCAUGUCUGAGCACCGUACUCCGGAGAUCAAGACCUUGCUCAGCGAGGUGGAGAGAAGGAUAGUUGAGGAGGAGAAGAAGGCCUAUGUGGACCCUGUCAAGGCUGAGCAGGAGAAGGAACUGGGCAAUGAUUACUUUAAGAAAGGCGACUACAGCACAGCAGUAAAACACUAUACUGAAGCUAUCAAGCGCAACCCUGAUGACCCCAAGUUGUACUCCAACCGUGCCGCCUGCUACACCAAGCUGGCUGCCUUCGACCUUGGACUGAAAGACUGUGACCAGUGCUGCAAGCUCGACCCUAAGUUUAUCAAGGGCUGGAUCCGGAAGGGGAAGAUUCUUCAGGGUAUGCAGCAGCACUCGAAAGCUCUGACCGCUUACCAGAAGGCGCUGGAGCUGGACCCCAGCAAUGCUGAAGCGCUGGAGGGCUACCGCGCGUGCUCCACGCAACUUAACUCCAAUCCUGAGGAGGUCCGCAAACGCGCAAUGGCCGACCCAGAAGUGCAACAGAUCCUCCGCGACCCAGCAAUGCGCUGCAUCCUCGAACAGAUGCAACAAGACCCCCAGGCCCUACAGGACCAUCUAAAGAACCCAGACAUCGCUGCCAAGAUUCAGAAGCUUCUAGAAUCUGGCCUCAUCGCUAUACACUAGUUUACGAAUGCCUCUUUAGAGAUUAGGGUUAUAUCAAUUAGUACUCGAAUCGAUUAGAAAAACUACCAUUACAGUAGAAUGUUUCGUUGCUGGCAACGUUUGACUGGUUUUGUUUGUACAUGGAAACUAUUAUGAAUAGCAAAAAUGAUACUUUAUUUACCCAUAAUGAUAACCAGCAUCAGAAAGCAAUUAGUUAUUUUAAUCGAUUCGGUACGAGUUCAGAGUCUCGUCAUCUCGGAUACAGAACGGAGAUCGAGUUACUGUUUUGAAUGGAUUUUCGCCUACCAAACGUUGAAUGAAACUUAAUUAGGUAUUUAAAGUCAUCGCUUUUUUACACUGAUUUACUCAAUUAACGUGUUACGCUUGUCUCAAAUUGUAGGCUUGUUUGUGGACCAUUCCAAAGUAUGCUUUUUCAGUAAGUUUUGCAGUUUGGCCUUUUCGGUUGUAGGUUUUAUUUUAGCGUACCUACUUAAUUUGAAUAUCUUUAUGCAGAUAUACUGCCUGAAUGGAAUUUACAUGAAUAGCAUUUUUUGUAAUUUAUUCAAUAAUAAAGAAAUAUGUAGGCA